GUUUUUGAUUUGUUUCACUUCGUCAAAAAUUUUGAUUUAAGAUUAAUUUUUGUAACAUAUUGUUUUAGACAAUUUCAUGAAAAAUAUUACUAUUUUAUCUUGUCCAGUGUGCUGUUAGACUUGGUAAAGAGGACGGCCUCCCUGGGAGAGAGCAACUCAGUUCUGAUUAUAGGACCCCGCGGAGCAGGGAAAUCCAUGGUUCUCAGCAGUGUGUUAGAGGAGAUCAAUCAGCAGAAAGAUGUGAAGGAAAACUGUAUGCAGGUGACUUUAAAUGGUUACCUUCAAACAGACGACAGAAUAGCACUGAAAGAAAUCACCAGGCAGCUGCAUCUGGAAAACACGGUGGGAGACAAAGUUUUCGGCUCGUUUGCUGAAAACUUACAGUUCUUGUUGCAGGCCCUGAAGAGCGGAGGUCAGCAGAGCAAACCCAUCAUCUUCAUACUGGACGAAUUUGACUUGUUUGCACAUCAUCGCAAUCAAACUCUGUUAUACAAUCUGUUUGACAUAGCGCAGUCUGCCCAAGCUCCAAUCUGCGUCAUCGGUUUAACGUGUCGCCUAGAUGUGAUUGAACUUUUGGAGAAGCGUGUUAAGUCCAGAUUUUCUCAUCGCCAGAUAUAUAUCUUCAAUAAGCUGACAUUUGAGGAGUAUUUAAGGGUUUUUAAACUAUCUUUAUGUUUGCCAGUGGAUUUUGGAGAUUUAAAAUUUGUGCAGACUUGGAACAAGAAUGUUGAAUCACUUGUCAAAGAAGCCUCUUUGCUGGACGUGUUAAAAAGACAGUUUGCAACCAACAAAGACAUCAGGACCCUGAAAUCCCUUAUGACUGUCCCUGUUUGCCGUCUGAGCAGCUCUCACCCAAACCUGGAGGCCAGUGAUUUCAUCGACUCCUGUCGUUUACUCACACAAGAUUCCAAGUCUAAUAUUCUUCAUGGUGAGCUAUACAGCAGCUUUUUUGGACUGCUAUUUAUUCCUCGGCUUGUCCAUAAUUUUUAA
Molecule: messenger RNA, 990 nt
Organism: Lingula anatina
Lineage: Eukaryota; Metazoa; Brachiopoda; Lingulata; Lingulida; Lingulidae
Product: origin recognition complex subunit 4
Biological process (GO): DNA replication initiation; DNA replication
Cellular component (GO): nuclear origin of replication recognition complex; nucleus
Molecular function (GO): ATP hydrolysis activity; DNA replication origin binding
Source: RefSeq, a predicted model, not a curated record